AUGCUGACGGAUGAACAUAGAGAGGAGCUCAACGAUAAAGGGUUCACAGUGAUCAACGGGGUGUUGCCGAGUUCUGAAUGUGACGAUUAUGUCGCCGAAUACAGAGAAUGGCUAGCUCAGUUCAAAGAUGGUGACUGGCCCAGAAGUAAGUCAUCUUUGAUCAACCAGUACAAUACCGGAAAUUUCGAAACGACUUGGAAGAUUCGCUUGAAAACCAAAUCUGUAUUUGCUCAACUCUGGAACACAGACAAACUAUUGUCAAGUGUUGAUGCCAUUGCUAUAGGACGACCACCAGAAGAUGGAAAAGAGGAGUUUGAGUCACCAGGACAACACUGGCUGCACACUGACCAAUCAGCGAAAAGAAAAGGACUCCACGCCUACCAAGGAGGCGUGUACCUCGAAACAACAGAUGAAGAUGAUUGGACGUUUCAUUUAAUGGAAGGUUCUCACAAGUAUCUUGAUGAAUUUUAUAAACUCAACAAAAAGCAGGCAUUUAAAAGUUCAAUUAACGAAUAUUAUCACUUACGAGAUGAAGACUUCGAAUGGUUCAAAGAUAAGGGAUGCAAAACGAUUCGACUUCCGGUGCCAAAAGGAGGAAUGGUUUUAUGGGAUUCCAGGCUGGUCCAUGCUAAUGCCAGACCCUUGAGAAACCGAAAUAAUCCAGGGAGAUGGCGUUUCACAAUUUUCAUUUGUAUGACACCAGCAAUAUGGGCAACAAAAGACGAUUACGAGAAAAGGAAAGUGGCCUAUGAAUGUGGAUGUAUGACUACGCACUGGCCCUCCGGAGGGGUCCGUUUUUAUGUCUCAAAACCACCUCCUUCGUUUUCAGAUUAUCAAAUUAAAUAUCCUAAAGAUCUGCCACCGAAUGCCAAAACAAAUGAUGCAAAAAUGUUGUCGGGAUACAAGCAAUAUGACUUCAGUGACGGACAGUCAAAUGGACCAGACUACACCCCAGAGAUAGAGAAGAUGUAUGAUUUUGACGUUAGUGAGGAUGUGUCUCUCACUAAAGAACUUGCAUCGUCGCUACAGAAAAUAAGUGUUAAGCACUUUUUUUAUGCUGCAGGAUUAUCCUUCUUCUUGUUCGUAGUCCUGAAAUAUGCAGAGCAAAUAUUUUUGUUGUAAAGUUGUCUCUCUCGCGUCACGUUCUGACUUACACAUGUAAGUUUUAGACUGAGUUAAGAAAAAUAUAUUAAAAAAAAUAUUUUUAUGUAAGACCUAGUAUGAUAAAACUAAUUGAACUGCUUAAUUCGGACGGACUCAGAAAUUAUACUUAAAAAGCUCGGGAAAUUUCUGUUUGAAUGUUUUAAAGACGGAAAAUUCU
Messenger RNA from Saccostrea echinata, 1321 nucleotides. RefSeq lists its product as uncharacterized. Lineage: Eukaryota; Metazoa; Mollusca; Bivalvia; Ostreida; Ostreidae. The transcript has a single exon. The coding region runs from base 1 to 1122 and encodes 373 amino acids. The record is from RefSeq and is a predicted model, not a curated record.